Messenger RNA from Pangasianodon hypophthalmus (striped catfish), 1811 nucleotides. RefSeq names its product metallophosphoesterase 1 (gene mppe1). The record is from RefSeq and is a predicted model, not a curated record. Gene Ontology annotation, cellular component: endoplasmic reticulum-Golgi intermediate compartment. Gene Ontology annotation, biological process: endoplasmic reticulum to Golgi vesicle-mediated transport; GPI anchor biosynthetic process. The coding region runs from base 250 to 1392 and encodes 380 amino acids. Gene Ontology annotation, molecular function: phosphoric diester hydrolase activity. Lineage: Eukaryota; Metazoa; Chordata; Actinopteri; Siluriformes; Pangasiidae. The transcript has 9 exons.
GUUGCGCGAGCUGGCUCAUAACUACAAAGCAAUGCACUGGAGUAUGGAUGUGAUGCAGACAGAUGUUUUGUUCAUACCUACAUACGGAUGCUCACUGGCGUUAACUGCCUGCGCAACAGAACACUACGAUCUCGUUAAACAGAACACUCGCUUUGCUUUCUGCACUUUGUGCCUUAAUUUUUGUGCCACUCAGUGUUGAAUGUUUUUUUUUUUUUUUAAUUGUGUUGUAGCCGUAAGCCAUAAGCCGUAAUGCGUGGAGCACGCGCUAAAAGUAAAUGGAGUCUGAUGGUAUGGAUCGUUGUGACGCUGAGUUGCGUGUUUAUAUUCUGUGAAUAUGUGGUCUACUUCCCUGUUAUUCUGCGAUGCUCGUGGCCGGAGAUGGCGGAGAAACGGGACCCUCUUCGCGCUCUCUUCUUAUCUGAUCCUCAUUUGCUCGGAGCCAUCAGGGGACACUGGUUCGACAAACUGAGGAGGGAGUGGCAGAUGGAGAGAUCUUUUCAGACAGCACUGGUUCUGCUCAGGCCAGAGAUGGUCUUUAUUCUGGGAGAUGUUUUUGAUGAAGGCAAAUGGAGCUCCACUAAGGACUGGGAAGAUGAUGUAAGGCGCUUUAAACAGAUCUUCCAUCACCCCAACAACACAGAACUUGUGGUCCUCAUUGGCAACCAUGACAUUGGAUUUCAUCAUGAAAUGACCUCCUAUAAACUUGAGCGUUUUGAGAAAGUUUUCAACGUGACAUCAGCACAGAUGCUCACCAAGAGAGGAGUAAAUUUCUUAUUGGUGAACAGUGUGGCACUACAUGGAGAUCACUGUCCCAUCUGUCAGAGUGUGGAGGACAAACUUUUCAGUUUCGCACAGCAACUUAACUGCUCCACACAGUCUGAUGCUACAAGGCAUCAUUGCAGGGACAUACAGACACAUGCAUCAACGCCGCCCAUCAUACUUCAGCACUACCCUCUGUAUCGUACCAGUGAUGCUGAGUGCACAGGUGAAGAUGCAGCACCACUCAAUGAACGCUAUCAGCCCUUUCAGGAACGUUAUGACGUACUCUCUCAGGAUGCCUCAAAGAAGCUACUGUGGUGGUUCCAGCCCCGCCUCAUUCUGAGUGGCCACACCCACAGCAGCUGUGAGGUUUUCCAUGAGAAUCGUUUCCUGGAGAUCAGCGUCCCAUCUUUCAGCUGGAGGAACCGCAACAAUCCCAGCUUCAUCCUGGGCACCUUCUCCCCUUCUGAUUUCGCACUGUCUAAGUGUUUCCUGCCAGAGGAGAGCAGUAUUAUAGCAGUAUACUGCAGCAGUGCGGUUGUGAUUGUGCUGAUCACACUUGGGCAUCUGCGUCUAUUCCAAGGAGCACUCCAUGUAGCAAACAUCCUUCUGGACAAGAAAAAGUCUUUGUGACACACACACACACACACACAACCUUAUGUGUAUACAUGGUCAGAUUGUACAAUUGUGUGUGCAUAGACCAAUUUACAAUUUUUUUUAAUUUACAAUGCUUUCAGGAAACUGAGCACUGAUGUACCCAAGAGACAAUUUUAGAUACUGCUAAUACUGUUAUGCUACAUUUAUACUUGUACAUUUUAUUUAUAUAUGCAUUUUAUUAUACUGUGAAGAAUCAUGUCCACCUAAGUUAACAGAUUUUGUGUUGAUGUUUUACAUUAAUUUGUCUACUUAAUGGUCCACUUUUAAAUUCCACUUUGCCCUAAUUACACACCAAGCUAUUUGCCUUUUUUUUUUUAAAUAAACAAAGAAGUGUUUUCUUUGACUGGAGUCUUACCUGGAAAAACGGAAAUAAAAUAAAACAUCUACUGUAUAUC